Messenger RNA from Misgurnus anguillicaudatus (oriental weatherfish), 1588 nucleotides. RefSeq names its product SIX homeobox 1a (gene six1a). Gene Ontology annotation, biological process: regulation of skeletal muscle cell proliferation; regulation of transcription by RNA polymerase II; skeletal muscle fiber development. Gene Ontology annotation, molecular function: RNA polymerase II cis-regulatory region sequence-specific DNA binding; DNA-binding transcription factor activity, RNA polymerase II-specific. The record is from RefSeq and is a predicted model, not a curated record. Gene Ontology annotation, cellular component: transcription regulator complex; nucleus. NCBI's taxonomy places the organism in Eukaryota, Metazoa, Chordata, Actinopteri, Cypriniformes, Cobitidae.
UUCAGGCCUUGACGUCCGCCCUCCGGGGAGGAAACGGAACGGAUCUGUAGAUGCAGUUUUGCUCUGCUGGCCGGUUCCAGAACAAACCGGGGCGAGUUAAUCACGGAAUGACGCAGUGCUGCUUUACUCUGUCAUAUAUCUUCAUAGACAAUUCACAAACGAAUCUCACGUGGGAGAGUGACAGUAGUGCCAACUACCAGAGAACAUACGGUUAUCACUAUUUGAAAGUCAUCAACAGAUCCUGGAUAUUGAUCCCGGUGCAGGAUAGCCGUGAACGUGACACCAGACUUUUCGUCUUGGGGCACACACCCAGAAGCUUGGAUUAGGGUAAAUUACGCGGUGGAUUGUACCUGUGCGCCAUGUCAAUCUUGCCCUCUUUUGGCUUUACCCAAGAGCAAGUCGCAUGCGUCUGCGAGGUGCUGCAGCAGGGUGGAAACCUGGAGAGGCUCGGACGUUUCCUCUGGUCUCUGCCAGCCUGCGACCACCUCCACAAGAACGAAUCCGUACUUAAAGCAAAGGCUGUGGUGGCCUUCCACCGGGGAAACUUCCGUGAUCUCUAUAAGAUCCUCGAGAGCCAUCAGUUUUCCGCACACAACCAUCCUAAGCUUCAGCAGCUGUGGCUUAAGGCGCACUACGUGGAGGCGGAAAAGUUGCGAGGCCGCCCGCUUGGGGCUGUGGGCAAAUACCGCGUGCGCAGGAAAUUCCCUUUGCCCCGUACGAUCUGGGAUGGCGAGGAGACCAGUUACUGCUUUAAGGAGAAGUCUCGGGGCGUGCUGCGUGAAUGGUAUACACAUAAUCCCUAUCCAUCUCCACGAGAGAAAAGGGAGCUGGCGGAUGCAACGGGACUGACCACCACACAAGUCAGCAAUUGGUUUAAAAACAGAAGGCAGAGGGACCGGGCAGCCGAGGCAAAAGAGAGAGAAAACAGUGAAAACAACGGCGUUGGAGGUAUUAAUAAGCAAAACCAGCGGUCCCCGCUCGACGGAGUAAAGUCGCUGAUGUCCAGCUCGGAGGAUGAGUUCUCCCCGCCCCAGAGUCCUGAACACAACCCCGUGCUUUUACUGCAGGGGAACAUGAACAAUUCCGGGGCUUCUCCUUACCCAAUGCCCGGCCUCGGAGCACAGCAUUCAAUACACAAUAUGCAAGGACAUCCGCACCAGAUCCAGGAUUCACUCUUGGGAUCUCUAACAUCCAGCCUUGUGGAUUUAGGAUCCUAGGAUGUUUCGCUCAAAUUUUGAAGGACAAUAUACUGGAACAUAAACAUGAAUAACCCAUAUUUACGGCAUUACUGCAUAGCCUAUUCUUAUGACGCACAGAACAUUUGCUGCAUCGAUUUAUUCUGUUGAAAAAAUGUUUAGAGAUGGGAGAAUCAAAUGGGCUUCUCUAAGCUUCAAGAAUUUUGAGUUUGCUGGACAAGUAAAAUUAUAAAACUAGCAAGGCCAGCAUUUAAAUGCAUCAACUGCAUUGCUUAACUGGAUAAAAAAGUUUUAAUAAUUUAUGAUUAAUUUAUAUUUUUUGCUGCAUUUGACAUUACCAAGGAGUUUUAAUUAAAAAAAUCAUUGGCUUCAAAUAUAUUCAGCUAACAACU